CAACAGUUGAACUAAUGCAUUUCUAAGUUAUAUUCUUCAAUGGGUACAUAUCAUUAAUUUAUUUAUAUUUUUUAAUGGAUGUAGCAACUACAGAUUGCCCCAUUCAAUUGUAGGUCUCUGAAAAAAGCGUCUGCUAAAUGGUAUAUCUUAUUUUAUUACUAUAUAUUAAAUAGUGUGGUAUUUGUAUUGUUCUCCAGAUAAAACAAGAUGGAUGUCUCUGUGGUCCUUCUCUGCCUGGGCCUGGUGGUGUCUGUGUCUGUGUGUCACCCUCAACGGGGUCGGCCCCUCAACGGGGACGUCCAGAUGAGGAACAACAUCAAGUUGCUGUCCAUGAUCACUGUGGUCCACAUAAAGAAUUAUCUGACCGAGUUCGACGUUCCCCCGGAGAUGGAGUUCAACCCCAUGAACCCCCCCAUCGAGGGCCUGGCCUCCAUCUGGGUCCACCUGGGGGGCCUGGAGGAGAGUCUGCAAGACAGCAGGUGUGGUCAGGUGUAUGAGGACUUGUCCAGCAUGCGGGGGUGGGUGCACUCCUUGUCCCAGGCCCUGGGCUGCCCUGAUCUGGCCAAGCCUGGCGGAGAGGCCCUGAAGACGGUCUAUCAGAGCCUGGUGGAGGGGCAGAGGUACAUGGAGAAGAUCAGUCUCAACCUGGACAAGCUUAAGAUCUGCUGAGA
Messenger RNA from Salmo salar (Atlantic salmon), 671 nucleotides. It is a transcript of the gene lepb1, whose product is annotated as leptin B1. NCBI's taxonomy places the organism in Eukaryota, Metazoa, Chordata, Actinopteri, Salmoniformes, Salmonidae. The record is from RefSeq and is marked provisional.